AUUUAUAUCUAAUAACCUUUGCCGACAAUGCUAAAAUAUAUUAAACUAUAAAAAUAUAGUUUAUAUAAUUAAUAACUUGAUCACACCUAGAAUGGCAUUAAGGGUGAAAUUUACAAAAGAUGAUUAGAAUCCAUCUGAUUUUCGAGAAAAUCUCAUUCUCUCUCUAGAAUCAAUAAAGCAAACAGAAUCACUCCAACCUAUAAAGAAAGCAAACCACCCUAGCCAUGCACUUCAAAACCCAAAGAAAAACACCUUCUCCUCAUCAACUCCCACAUAUUCUCCAAUUUCCUUCAUACUUUUCUAAAAUCCAGCUUCAAUUUUAAACUGGAGAUGAGCAGCAGCAGCAGCAUCGAGUUCUUGAAAGGCUGUCUUCGAUUAGUUGUAUUGCUGGGAUUUCUUCGAUUUUUGAUGGUUGAGGCUCAUCAUCAUCAUCAUCAUCACCAAAAACCAAGAAUUAGGGGUGCUGGAAUAAUAGUUAUGAAAAAAGAAGCUUCUGGAAACAUGAAGAAUGAUUUUGUUGUAGCUGUGAAUAUGGUGAAGAGGAAGCAUAGGCUUCUUUCAAAGUUGGAGCUUAACUAUAUGAGCAAAAGGAGGGUUCCGAAUGGGCCUGACCCCAUCCAUAACAGAGGAGCUGGCAAAUCACAUCGACCACCAGGACAUGCUUAAGUGAAGGAUAAAUAGAUCUCAUGAGCUUAAAAAAUCUUAAUUUGUUUUUGUUUUCGAUUAGCUAGCUAGGAAAUAUUUGAGUUUUUAAUUUAUAGAAUGAAGUUCAUAACUACGUGCUGAGUUUGUUGAGAGCAUUGCUGCCAAAGGAGUUGUUUGUCCCUAAUUUUACAGUCUUGAUGUAAUUGUAGAUCUCUCUAGCGAUGAUCGAUUGUGCAAGGACGUUUUUACCAGCUGAUCUUUAUUAAUUUUAUUUAUUUAUUUUGUAGAA
Messenger RNA from Salvia miltiorrhiza (redroot sage), 934 nucleotides. RefSeq lists its product as uncharacterized. The record is from RefSeq and is a predicted model, not a curated record. The transcript is spliced from 2 exons. Bases 331 to 666 code for a protein of 111 amino acids. Lineage: Eukaryota; Viridiplantae; Streptophyta; Magnoliopsida; Lamiales; Lamiaceae.